UCUUGCAACAGUGUAACGUGGAUACAGCUAACAAAAUGUACAUCCCAGUUUUUUUACUUUUGAUUCUACGAGCAUGUGCCGCUCAAGUGACGACCUACGAAACGGACAUGAAUUUCCGAGUAGAGCCAGGCGACAGAACAUGUUUCUUCGAGAAGGGGAAAGCCGGUCAGAUUCUCGAAGCUACGUACCAAGUGAUCGACGGACAACAUGGAGAUCUGGACAUAUCGUUCGAUGUCGUGGCGCCCGAUGGGCGAGAACUAGUUUCAGACUACAAACAGCCCUACAACUCGCUUAUAAUGGAGUUGGAGCAGGACGGGGACUAUGUGUUCUGCUUGGACAACACAUUCAGCGUGAUGAACUCAAAGUUAGUGUUUGUGUCUGUGAUGAUAGAGGAUAAAGUUGCUGAGGCAAUUGAGAAUGCAACAGAGCCCGGAGUUGGUGUAGUGGAACAAAAAGAAGUCUUAGAGUGGACGGGCACAUUGCCGAACGGGGAGGUUUACUACAUCGAGGUGGCGCAUAUUGCAGAUUCGCUCACGCGCACCCUGAAGCACGUAGUGCGCGCGCGCCAUCUGUUGGACAUCUACGGAGCGAGCAAGUCGCGCGACACCUACGCGGCGUUCGAGGACACCUUCAUCGUCGACCUGUGGUCCGCCUUCCAGAUCACCUUCAUGUGUGCCGUCGGAACGCUUCAAGUUUACAUGAUAAAGAAACUGUUCAAUAAGUCUACUAAAAAUGUGAAUAGCUUCUAUUAGGUAU
This is a messenger RNA of Cydia amplana, 756 nucleotides long. Its product is annotated as transmembrane emp24 domain-containing protein 5-like. NCBI's taxonomy places the organism in Eukaryota, Metazoa, Arthropoda, Insecta, Lepidoptera, Tortricidae. The coding region runs from base 36 to 752 and encodes 238 amino acids. The transcript has a single exon. The record is from RefSeq and is a predicted model, not a curated record. Gene Ontology annotation, biological process: endoplasmic reticulum to Golgi vesicle-mediated transport; intracellular protein transport; Golgi organization. Gene Ontology annotation, cellular component: COPII-coated ER to Golgi transport vesicle; Golgi apparatus; endoplasmic reticulum.